AUGGGCCACAUCUCCUACGACGCCGCCGCCGCCUCCGUUCUUCCUCGCCCGCUGCAUCACGGCCUCACAGGACCCCUCACCGGUCACCGCGGCCGUCUCCCGGAUGCUGUGGGGGCACACGCUGCUCCUCGCAUAGCUCAUCCUUGCCAUGCUGCUGGACCGCGGCAUAGCAGAGCUCCUAAUGCGGCAGGCGGCGAUGUCCGAUCCCGCGACGGGCGCCUUCUGUGCCCCUUCCUGCUUCUUCGGCAUAGCAGCUCCUUCACGCCCGACAGCCCUGACCGGCUCUACGGCGACUGGAAGCCCCGGGACUCCGGGAGGUGUACGCGCUGCGGAGCGGCGGGUUUGAGGACAGGGCCUCGAUGCCAAUGCUGUGGGACGCCGAAUGCCGCGAAGUGGUCUGCAACUGCAACGAGAGCAUCGAGAUCCUCAAGUUGCUCUGCCCCAGCGCAGUCUUUUGGGAUUUACCAUAACCAAUCAACAUCAUUGUGUAGGCAUUUGAUGAAAAGGCAUUUGUUAAUCCAAAGAAUUGGUUCAGGAGCAUGGAUGCAACGUUAUGUUCAACUCAACAUUGGGAGCAUGGAUGCGAACGUCCUGAUUGUGUGA
Molecule: messenger RNA, 603 nt
Organism: Miscanthus lutarioriparius
Lineage: Eukaryota; Viridiplantae; Streptophyta; Magnoliopsida; Poales; Poaceae
Source: the annotation of a GenBank genome assembly